This is a messenger RNA of Tarenaya hassleriana, 955 nucleotides long. Its product is annotated as protein FAM133-like. The record is from RefSeq and is a predicted model, not a curated record. Bases 115 to 780 code for a protein of 221 amino acids. The transcript is spliced from 4 exons. NCBI's taxonomy places the organism in Eukaryota, Viridiplantae, Streptophyta, Magnoliopsida, Brassicales, Cleomaceae.
UCUAGUUUCUCUUUUUCGGGAAUAAGUGGGUCUACGACUGUAUGUAACCCUAAGACCCUUUGAAAAAUCUCUAAAUCGUUUGCCUUUUGGGCGCGAAGAUCUGUGAGACAUCCGAUGAAGACGGUGACCGGAAGAGUCAUCAGCGCUGAGCCCAUCUCCGUCGCCAAAGCGGCGUCGAUUCUCUCCAGGUUCGCUUCCUCCGAGCAUGGCGCGACGCAAGCCGUAAGCGCGUACCUCCGACGCGCCUCCGCGGCCUUCAACGAGCUGAAGUGUCUUCACAGGGACCUUAAAACUUCGACCUUGAACAAGAAGAAACCUAGAUCCGAUGCUACGCUGGAGCGCAACCGGACCCAUGAAUCUGGCGAACCGGGUCGAUCCGGCGAGGUGAAGAAGAAGCAUAAGAAGAAGGAGAACGAGAGUGGAAAAGUUGGUGAAUUCGUUGAAAACGGUGGGGAAAUUGGUGGAAGCGAAAGUGAGACCGUGAGGGAGGGGGAGCCGGGUCAUGAACGAGUACAGGUGAGUCAAGGACCGAGUCAGGAUGGAGAGAGUGAGAGGAAGGAGGGCAAGAAGAAGAAGAAGAAGAAAAACAGAGAGCAUGAUGAAAAUGUUGGUGAUGGAGAAGUAACAACGAAAGUUAAAUCAGAAGACAAUCAUAGGAAGGAGGAGAAAAAUAAGAAGAAGAGGAAGAGUGAUGGAGAAAUGGGAUCUGAAGAGAAGAAGAACAAAAAGAAGAAAAAGGCAAGUGAAGCAAGAGAGCUAUUCAACAAAGAAGAAUUCUGACAUCCUCUGCAGCUAGCAGGUUUUUGGAAGUUGGGAGAACUCAAGCUUUGGACAGUGAUGCAGAUGGUACUCUUGAGUCGAGCCGAAGAAUCUGAAAAAUCUUGAAUUCGGGAAAAAGAAAACGAACAAGAAUUCUUGGAGAAGGAAGAUAGUUUUCAGCAUUUUGGCAAAUCUG